Molecule: messenger RNA, 441 nt
Organism: Thelazia callipaeda (thelaziosis nematode)
Lineage: Eukaryota; Metazoa; Nematoda; Chromadorea; Rhabditida; Thelaziidae
Source: the annotation of a GenBank genome assembly
AUGCGAUUAACAGUUUGGUUGAGAACGAAUCUGAACACACGAGAAUGGUAUCGCCGGGUUUGGGAGAUUGGGUAUCGAGGGCCUCCUCUUCCAAAGCUUAAAAUAAAGGGUAAACCUGAUUACCCUAUUGGUAGCAAUGCUAUUAUACACCUGCAGAAUAGAUUAAAAUUGGAAUAUCAAGUGAUGAAGUGCCUAGCAACACCAUAUAUAACAAAGGAUAUGGAAGUUGAAUAUAUUAAGAAAUAUGGAACAAGUGAGCAACAACGUGAACAGGAACUUUUGAAAAUAGAACAGAGUCGUAUGCCAGGCAAACCAAAACGAAGAAUUGUAGGGAGUGGCAAAGUAUUGAGGGCAAGAGCAAAUGUUGGAAAUUUGCUACAUGAACACCGAACUAUUGAAAGUAGUUUGCAGGAACUGAUUGUUAGGCAGCGUUGGGAUUAA